AAUCUCAAUAAAUAUCCCCCUCCAUCACAUUAAACUCAAACUUCUCUGUUUUUUAAGUCCAGUCUUAGACCAGUUCCAAGAUGGAGAAGGAAACAGAGGAAUCACUACCACAAAUUCCAGAUGAUGUCAUCAACAAGCAUAUAUUGGCAAAACUUCCCAUAAAACCCCUUAUGUGUUUCAAAUAUGUUUCACGUUCAUGGCGCUCUACAAUUUCUACCCUUGAAUUCAGAAAACCUCACCUCGAAUCAUUCACCCCUCCAUCCCCUCAAUGUCUCCUUUUUUCAGGUAAUGAUGGUGAUCAUCCUCUCUUCACGUCGGCAACAUUCGACGAAGACGGUGGGGUUUCUGAGAUUGUGAAAUUGGGAUUCAAAUUUGACGGUGGAAGUAUUCAUGUGGGGAUGGGGCUUGAGAAGAGGCACAAGAACUUUCCCUCAAGACUCCUCCAAAUCUCCAAUUGACGAUAUUGAAAUGGAAGGAUUGAGAGAUGGUGUCCAUAUUCCGUUUUAUGAGGCCUUGUACGUGGUGGGGGUGACUAUGUUAUUAUUUGUGGGUGUAACGCCUUAAUUUCUAGGUCUUUGUAAUGUAGUUAUGUAGUGGAAGACCAUUUGAGACACAAGGGGUUCCGUAGUAUUUCAUUGGACGGGUAAGGGAAGAUGUCACCCAUCCUUUAAUCCACCAGCUUAGGCAAAGAAGCACAGGGUUCGGUAGGUGGCUCCGUCCCUUAACAUUCGUCCGCUUUCUU
Spinacia oleracea (spinach) is the source of this 742-nucleotide messenger RNA. RefSeq lists its product as uncharacterized. The record is from RefSeq and is a predicted model, not a curated record. Bases 81 to 458 code for a protein of 125 amino acids. The transcript is spliced from 2 exons. Gene Ontology annotation, molecular function: protein binding. NCBI's taxonomy places the organism in Eukaryota, Viridiplantae, Streptophyta, Magnoliopsida, Caryophyllales, Amaranthaceae.